This is a messenger RNA of Tuber melanosporum (Perigord truffle), 1048 nucleotides long. RefSeq lists its product as uncharacterized. Gene Ontology annotation, cellular component: plasma membrane. The record is from RefSeq and is a predicted model, not a curated record. NCBI's taxonomy places the organism in Eukaryota, Fungi, Ascomycota, Pezizomycetes, Pezizales, Tuberaceae. The coding region runs from base 131 to 1048 and encodes 305 amino acids. The transcript has 5 exons. Gene Ontology annotation, biological process: calcium ion transmembrane transport; intracellular calcium ion homeostasis. Gene Ontology annotation, molecular function: P-type calcium transporter activity.
UCUACUAGUGCUAUUGGCAAUUCUCUACAAGACGCAAUCCUCAAUUCCUCUCUUUGACUCGCUAAAAGAGCACAAGAAUCCGGCUCUCGUCCCACAAUUUCUUUCCCCUGCGCGCCAUCAAGCUUUGUGCAUGCAAAAUGAUGGCAAAGAUAUUCACUCCCGAAGUCGUGAAGGACCCGUGCACAAUGGGCUGUCCAAUGAUCCCUACCUCCUGUCCGGAGACCAAGUUCUACGGCAAUUGUCCACCGACCCGGAUGAUGGGCUCUCUGAUGCGGAAGCCGGGGCCCGAAUGACCAAAUUCGGGCUCAAUGAGCUCGAUACUGGUGCCGGUGUGAGUGUGGUUCGGAUUUUAUUACGACAGCUGUUCAAUGCCAUGGGUUUGGUUCUCAUAAUGGCCAUGGUUGUUUCCUUUGCUAUCCAAUCUUGGAUCGAGGCGGCCGUUAUUACUGCUGUUGUUAUCGUCAAUAUCAUUGUCGGCUUUUUGCAAGAAUAUAGUGCGGAGAAGACCAUGGAUUCGCUAAGGUCCCUAUCUUCGCCCACCGCAUCUGUUAUUCGAUCGGGCCAAUCGAAGACUGUUCGCUCGGUCGAUAUUGUGCCCGGAGACAUCAUCGAAGUCAAAACGGGAGAUACCAUCCCCGCAGACGUUAGGCUAAUAGAAGCAAUGAAUAUGUCUCACUAUCUCUUAAUUUAUAAGUUAAAUGAAGCGCUAUUGACUGGAGAGUCAUUGCCCAUUCCUAAAGAUGCCAAUGCUACUUUCAAGGGGGGAGAGGAUAUCGGUGUUGGCGAUCGUAUCAACAUGGCUUACUCGAGUUCUACUGUCUCCAAGGGCCGUGCAAAAGCGGUAGUUGUGACAACUGGUAUGCAAACUGAGAUUGGAAAAAUCGCUCAAUCCCUGCGCAACGAUAAAUCAAGAGCUCGAAAGGUGCGCCGCGACGAGGAGGGAAAUGCCGGAAUUCAUCGGUACCUGCAAGCCGGCGCCCUGACAGUUACUGACCAAAUCGGUUAUUCUCUAUGCUGUUGCUACUGGCCUUUCAAUGAUCCCGGCUAG